Molecule: messenger RNA, 1998 nt
Organism: Drosophila bipectinata
Lineage: Eukaryota; Metazoa; Arthropoda; Insecta; Diptera; Drosophilidae
Source: RefSeq, a predicted model, not a curated record
UGACCAGAACACUAAUAGCCUUUUCCGUAACUGUCUUAAAACAUCGAAACGCACUGUUUACACACAUUUGUACGUCUAUUUUUAUACAAUUAUAAGUAUAUUAUUGUACACGCAUAUAACACUGGCAGAUGUAUGUAGAAUAAAUUCAUGUUAAAAGCUUCAAAUUGAAAUCGUACCCAUUCAUCGCAAUGCUUAAGCUGGGCUCCGUGGCCUCACCCUCACGCUUCUGUGCUCCUCUGUGGCGACGCUUGGGUUCGGCCGCCAGCAUCACCGGCGAGGCAAAGCGAGUGGAACGGGAGAAGCUAGUCCGGAGCUCCAAUCGACUCCAGGAAGUAGAAGAUCACGGCGUGCCGUGUCUGGAAGAGUGCGGCAAUGAACGAAACGAAGGGUUGCUGCUCCGUCACGCCAUCGAGGAGGUGCAGCGACGACCCAUCGAGAUACCCAGCAUAGUGGGCGACGAGUCGAUCUUCACCAUGGACAACCAGCGCCUGAGCUGCCCCCACCAUCUGAAGACGGUCCUGGCGCAAGUGUUCUUCGCCAAUCGCACCCAAAUCGAGAGCGCCGUCAAGUCGGCUAUCGCGGCGCAGGGCAGCUGGAGCAUGGUAAGCUCCAGCGAACGUCUGGCUAUCUGGCGCAAGGCUGUCGACAUCAUUCAGGCGGACGAGCUGCGGAUACGUGCAUACCUCAUGAUGACCCUUAGCAAGACGUCGGAAGAUGCCACCAACGACAUCCAACGGCUGCUCAGCUCGCUUCGGGCCAACGCCGACUACCUGGAGCACCUCGCUGAGCUACGCUUCGAGAUCCAGGGGGAUCUUAAUGUAUUUCCCAGCUUCCACCUACGACCCAUGGACGGCUUUGUCGCCGCACUUGCUCCUUUCGAAUCGAUAGCACUGUCGGCAAGCUUAGCCCUUUGUCCGGCUCUGAUGGGCAACACGGUGCUGUGGAAUCCCUCCCUUGAGGUGGCACCCGUUAGCUAUCUCAUCUUCCAGGCCUUCCAGCAAGCGGGCCUACCCCCCGGCGUCGUGAACUUCAUCCCAUCCAAUAGGCGGCUGUUCCUAAACACCGUCACCAAUGCCGUGCACUUCUCAGGUCUGAACUUCCAUUCCAGUGCGGAGGAGUACAGGUACGUCCACAAGCUGGUGGGCGACAAAAUGGAUCGCUAUAUCUGCUUCCCGCGGAUAGUGGCCGAGUGUCCAGGACAGAACUUCCAUUUCGUCCACUCCAGCGCCAACGUGGACUCUGUUUGUUCAGCCACGGUCCAGGCGGCGUUCGGAUAUGCCGGACAGUACUCCAAUUCAUUGUCCCGCAUGUAUGUGCCCUCGUCCAUAUGGCACCAGCUGCGGGACAAACUGGUGGAUGCCACAAAGAAGUUGCACAUUGGCGAUCCCGUUCAGCCGGACACGGAUAUGGGUGCGUUGAUCAACAUCAACGCGUUCCAACAGAUGCAGAAGCUCUUGAAACACACCGAAAGUUUGGGGCAUUUGUGUGGGGGAGUGUGUGACGACACCACCGGCAUGUUUGUCCAGCCCACGAUAGUCCAGGUUAGGGAUCCACUUGAUCCCCUGCUGUGCGAGCCGUUCUCCGGUCCCUUCUUGCCCGUCUUCGUCUACGCGGACGACGCGUUCAGUGAGGCCCUCAAGCUUGCGGCCAACCAAUCUCGCUAUGCCCUUUCCGGCUCCGUUUUUGCGGGCCGCGACGAGGUCAUCCUACACUGCCUCAACCAGCUGCGGAUGUCGGCCAGUAAUCUUUACGUGAACGAGCGCUGCACCGGCAGCAACCUGGGACUGACACCGUUUGGGGGCAACCGCCUGUCUGGGACCAACGACAAGUCCGGCUCGGCGUACUUCCUCAUGCGCUGGUGUUCGCCGCUGCUGAUUGAGGAGACCGUGGAGGGCCCUGUCCAGGCCCAAGGCUCAAAAAGGGUUCUUUGAAUCAUGGAACCUUUUGGGUAUAAUUUGUAUGUAAUAAUAAAGACAUUCAUGUGUGUGAAACAGCGUA